This is a messenger RNA of Syngnathus typhle (broad-nosed pipefish), 8017 nucleotides long. It is a transcript of the gene rbm33a, whose product is annotated as RNA binding motif protein 33a. NCBI's taxonomy places the organism in Eukaryota, Metazoa, Chordata, Actinopteri, Syngnathiformes, Syngnathidae. The transcript is spliced from 19 exons. The record is from RefSeq and is a predicted model, not a curated record. Gene Ontology annotation, molecular function: RNA binding. Bases 551 to 3994 code for a protein of 1147 amino acids.
UUACUGGUGCUAGGCUAACUAAUUUAGCCGAGCGGCUAACGUGAGGCGUGUUGGCUCGCUGCUUUUGUACAUACCCCGAAAUGGAGGUUUUCCCAAUCAAACUGUAGUCGGACGUUUGGGUGGCGUGUAAUUGUUUGGAUUUUGCUUAGCUGAUUCAAGUGGCUGGCCGAGAUUUGGCUUCGUGUAACUAAUCUCGAUUUCUUAGUUUGGGUUAGAUGCGUCGCUAAACGCGAAGGCUACAGCGAUCAACCAAAGUGCAAUAACAUGACUGUAUGGCAACAAAUCCCCCCCCGAGGUCGUUGUUUUGUUACCUCACUGCCGCAUGUAAUGAUCUCGCUCCGGCUCACAACUAAAUGAUUAUACCUUUGAUGAAUACGACAAGCCUGGAACGGAGCGUUCGCGGAGGAGGAGGGGCGAGGAUGAUGAUCUAGAGAGCGAUUUGGAGGAGGAUUUGUUAGAAGAAUUUUCACCGUCGGGUAAGAAGAAUCUGUCUGAAGAUGAGGACGAAGAGCUGAACGAUGCUCUUCUACAGAGCGAUGAGGAGGAACACAUGAGUGGUCAGGAAGUGAGCCUCAACGCCACGUACGGAUUCAACUACUCGGAUGACGCUGUCAACCUGGGCGCCGACGACUACGAUGACGCGAGCGCGGAGCCGGGCUACCCGCGGGACCGCGACGACUACUCCGACGACUACGCCCGGGACAUGGUGGCCGAAGAGCAAGUAGAUUACGCCGCAGACGAAGUGCUCGACAUCCAAAUUACUGAGCCCAUUGAUGGAGAAUUUCAAGACAAUGAAUAUCAAACCUAUGAGGAUGAAGAAGGAGUGGAGCAGGAAGUGGCCCCCGAGGAGGAGACUUUGGGGGAUGAACAGCAGGCCGAGGCGGAAGGCUCCCAGCUCUUUGAAAGGCAAGAGGUCGGAAGCGAAGCCAUGCCCGAAGAAGCGCCAAAGGAGGAUUCCGACGACGACGAGGAAGACGACGGAGACUCCGGUCGUAUCCGCUUCAAGUCGGAGAGGAAGGACGCCGUUGUCGUGCGCCUGGCCGAUGCCGGCACUAAGCGGAGGAAUAUCCCCGAAACGCUAGAACUGUCGGAGAAGGCCAAAAGGGAUCUCAUCGAGCUGGAGCAGCAAGAACGGUAUAAACGGCAAAAUCGCUACGGGGGUCGAGGAGGAAGAGGCGGCGGCGGCUAUGCUGGAUUCGGAAUGCACAACGUGAGAGGUGGACACAGAGGACGAAUGAAUGAGCACAACUUCCACCCAAGGGGCAACAUGCGGCAGUCCUCUCGAAUGCCUCUCCUCCAUUUUCCCCACCAACAGCAGCAGCAGCAGCCGCCGCCGCCGCCGCACCACCCUCUGUCCCGGCCGCGGGGACCCCACCCCUUCCAAGAGCGCUUGCACGGGCACCGGCCCCUGCAGCCCCUCAUCACCACGCACCGCUCACCGCUGCAGCCCCAGAUGGACGCGCCGCCACGACUUUUGGGCUCCCCGCCGGCCACUUUCGGCCAUCAACACGACCAACAGCAGCAGCAUCACCACCACCACCACCACCACCACCAUCAGCAGCAGCUGGCGCACCCCAAAAACAUCCACAUCAACCCCCAUUUCAGAGGCUCGGCACCAUCCACUGGGCCAGUGCCCUUGAUGCCUCCUGCUCCGAGCCAGCCUCGGCCUGCGCUGGGCCCUCAAAGGUUCCCUGCACCGGGAGACUUCCAUCAUCAGCAAAUGGCGAAUAAUUUUGGUCAGCCCCAGCGGCCGCCUCAUCACAUGGAGCCCUUCAGGAACCAGCCGCGUCAAGGCCCCCCGGACAGGGAACCCCUCUUUAUGGGAGGCCCGGAACGCGCGGAUCCGACAAGCUUUCCAGGGCAGCUCAUGUUUGAUCCCAACCCGCUCCUGAACGCCAGCCUGCAUCAGCAGCAAAUGCCCGCUCAGGGUCACAUGAGUUUCGGAGCGCCGGCCUUCGGCCAGCGGGGCCCGCUCGGACUGUUCUCCAGAGAGCCGCCGAGACCCGGCCUCCCCCCUCCCCAAGGCCACCAGGGGCUGGUCAGCUUGAAUCAACCAGCUCCCCCUCCCAACCAGUCCAGGCCCUUCCUCAACCCUCGUCAGCCCUUCAGUCAGCAGGGAGGCCUCUUCCCUCCGCCGCAAGCCCAAUUUGGCAUGCAGGGCUUGAUACCCGGGCCCCCUCAGCCUCCAAUUCAGGACUCGCUACCCUCCCACCAGCCCAUCCACCAACAGCACCACAGGCAGGAGCUCCUCCACCACCAUCAUCAUCAGCAGCAGCAGCAGCAGCAUCAUCAGCAGCAGCAGCAGCAGCAACGGCUCAACCUCAACGAGCCUCCCCGCUUGCUGCACCACGGACAGAAUCUCUUCCAGCAGCAACAGCUGUCGCACAGCGGUCCGAGGCAGGCCAGCCCCCGCCUGCAAAAUGUACAACAGCGCAACAUGGCCAACAGGCAAAGGAUGACCGCACCUGCUUCCAAGCAAAUCCACCCUCAGCGCAACAGCAACCUACGGGAGCUCCCCGUAGCACCUGGCAACGCAACCGUGGCUUCCCUCGGCGCCAAUGUCAGGCCCGUUACCAAGGCAACGCAGGGGGUGCGUCCCGUGCAGCGUGCUCACGCGCUGCUGCCUGGAGGCGGCGGCAGAGGAAGGGGCCAGGUUGCUGACAACAACGCCAGCCCGCAGCCCGCGGCGGCCCCCGGCAGGACGGUCAUUUGCAAGGAAAGCCCUAGCAGCGCCGAAGCGCAGGACGAGGACGAAGAGACCCGGCAGUACCGUCUGAAGAUCGAGGAGCAGAAGCGCCUCCGAGAGGAGAUCCUGAGGAGGAAGGAGCUGAGGCGGCAGAUGCAGGCUGGCGUCAGGAAAAAAGAGCUCCUGGACAGGAUCAGCACGCCAGCGCCAACACAAAGCCAAGCGCCUUCACAGCAAGAAAAGCAGCCGGCAGCGCCUCCCCCGCAGGUCCUGCUUUUACCGCCGUCGCAGCAGCAGCAGCAGCAGCAGCCGCCGUCGCAGCAGCCGCCGCCGCAGCAGCAGCCGCCGCCGCCGGAACAACGUCAGCCUCCUCCGCUGCAACAGCAGAGACCGCCGCGACCCCAGCAGCCCUUCAAUCAGUCGCUCGGUAAUCCCAACGGCGCGGCGCCUCGCCCCAACGUCAAGUCACGCUUACAGAUGGGAACGGCAAAUAACCAGCAGCCACAGACUCUCCGGCCCGGUCCGGAGCAGCAGUGGAGGCAGCCCCCCCCGCAAAGCCCCCUGCUGCAGCAGAGAAGGACGAGCGGGCCGCUGAAUGUCAACAAAGCCGGCGCUCCCGACCAGUUGGCUCAGAUCCCUUUAAAAAACAUUCCCGCGCUGGGGCCUGGCCAGCCCCAGGCUCAAGGACUUAAACCUGGGGCGAAAAGAACGGUGAUGCAGCGCGCCAAGCUCGCUGACGGCGAAGGCCAGCAGUUGCCACAAAAAGUCCGAGUGGUGAAACUUUCCGGCGCGCCUGGGAAAGGCCCGGAGGCCACGGCUUUCCCUAUGCAGCAGCAGCCGCCGCCGCAGCCGCCGCCGCCGGGCCCCUGGCCAGACAACCCUUUCCGGCAGAGCAUCCAAAGGAAAGUCACCAUGGCGGGACAACAAGUGCACGGCGCGGGAGGGAUGCAACAUUUGGGCCCAGGGGGCAUGGGCUACCCGCAGCAGAACAGGGUGGUCGUGUCGGGCCGAGGAAGAGGGGGCGCCCCUGCCGGUCGAGGAGGUCCCGCGGGGGCCCGACAAGGCCAGAGGGUCGGCGAGAGUCUACGGCGCACCGUCACCAUCGAGGGCCUGUCGUCGUCCACCACCGACGUGCAGCUGCAGAGCCUUUUAAGAUCCAUCGGUCCGAUCGAGAUGUUCCAAAUGAUACCUCAGCAAAGGAAAGCAAUCGCCGUCUUUUCAAGUCCCCAACACGCUGCAAGUUUUCAAAUGAGCUUCCAUAGGCACAUGAUUGAUUUGUCCCACAUUGACGUGAAGCUGAUUGACUGAUGAGGGAAGCGCGCCGCUGCCGCCGCCGCCGCCGCAAAGUCAAGGAACGUCAACGUUCUACCCGCCCGCACCCCACUUCGUGCCCCCCCCCCCCCCUGUCGUACGAUACGCUGCCGUUUCGGCGGGCGGUCGGUCGGCCGGCCGACCGUCUCGUUUGCACGCAGGUGUCGGCCUUGGAACUUGGAACAAUCCAACACUACACCGCAUGCUUGAUUAGCCAUUUUCAUAUAGUAGGACGCCCAAGAUGAAAGUUUGUGUUGUAUGGUACACGUGGACACUAAGACUGGAUAAUGGUUGACCCCCCCCGAACGUGACCAUUAGGUUAUGACAUGGAGUUUAGAUUUAGGAAGAGAGCUCGCCGCUCAUUUGGUUGUCCCGGCUGAGGUUGCAGUAGCGUGGUCUCCGCUCUAGGUGGCAGCAUCGCAUGGCGUGGCGUCAAUGAUUUGAAGCGAAUGGCUGGCUCAGUGUCUGUCCUCGUGUCCCUUGAAAUUGCGGCCAACAUGCGUGCGGCGCUGGUCACUUUGAUUCCGUUUUAACUGACUUUCCACACCAAGAGAGCGAGCGAGCGAGCGAGCACCUUUUGCGAUGUCAAUUUUAGUUCCACAGAAAGUAAGCGUCAUGAAUUGGUACUUUUUUAAUUUCUUGCUCUUUUUUGUCCAAAUGUGUUGAACCCUUGUCUUCCCUCCACUCGUCAGGUUCAAGUGAAAUGGACCAAUUGAUGAACGCCUGGGGAAAGGCCCUUUUUAACAUUUUCCUUCAUUUAAGGCUCAGAAUAGCGACGUCAGCUGCUAGCAGCAGUUUUUAACCGACCUACCUGUAAGGUUCCUAAUGAUUUCAGGCAGGGGUCUCGCAAAUGCGUACUUAAGUAAGUACCAUUCAACCUCAGUUUUGUUUUGUUCCGCAGACUUUCCAAAAGUGUCACUCACUUUGAGGGGGCAGCCAUUAUCCGUGUAGAAAUAGGAAUGACGUACCGACCGGGCUGGGCAUUGACGGGUGAAGAAGGCAUUUGUAGGUCAAAUGUCCAGGCGUCGUAAAUAGCUUUUACUAUGAGUUUGUGUCUGAACGUCAAAUGAUAAGCGCAUUUGUGUUGGUGAGUGGGGAAAAGCAAAAAAGGAUUGCUUGAGGGUUAAAAAAUAAAAAAGAUGGCCAAUAUAACCGUGAGCGAGCGGGUAUGUGAAGCCGCUUCAACUUUAGCCUGUGUGACGUCCAUGUUUGUCCUGCCUUUGAGCAGGUACCUGCUUGUUCUAUAUUUGUGUUCCCUCCCGUGCAUUUUUGCCUAACUCUGGGACUGUUUGCCAAAUACUACCUCACAAAUUGGAAGGGAAGUGCCACUGAAUGUUGCAAAUUGAAAUACUAGCAAGAGUGCUCAGCUCGGAGAGCCCCGCAGUUCAUUUGUACGUUUCACACAGGAAACAAACGGGCUGACCCGCGAAGGACACAAAUAUAAUCGGUCGCUCCUUACGUACGCUAACGAAGGAUGCCCGCGUCGCGGCGAUUGGGCCAGAUUUGUGCAUUUCAGCUCCUUUGUCAGCCGCCCGCCUGUAUCCAAACGAUUGUCUUGUGCCGUGGGAAGGCUCGAGUUCUUUACGAGCUAAACAUAAAUCUUGGCCAAUCUGGAUUGGGUGUGGCAACGUACGGACGGGUGGGUCCCUCUUGCUACUCCAACUGAUAUCUUGCUUGCUAUGUGUCUAUGUCCUUUUAAAGUUAGUCAAGGCACUUUGCCCGUCGUGCCUGUGUGAACCGACGUACUUUGAGCUAUGAAGAAUCAAUUGGCUUAAACAAUUUAGUGGUAUUUCCCCUCGGUUACAAAAAACGCGCGCGCGCGCACGCACGCACGCACACACCGAAGAGCCUCAACCCAAGUGCAGCGUAGCCAAGUUGAUACAAUUGAUUUGUGGAUUGUGCAUGCAAAAGUUGACUUGUCUGUUGUACAUUUGUUGUCAUGAACUGAAGCCUUCUUUUUUUAUCUUUUCUAUUGCGUUUGUUUUGGGUUGAAGUGACAUUCCAAAGGUUCAGCCCCCCCAUCGCCGCCCCCACCCCCCCUUUGUUCUUCUGUUGAGUGUUUGUGCUAAAUCCAGUGGAUUUUUCUUUUUUAUGAUCAAGUACUGACCAUGCCAGUCGUAAUACUUAAGAAUAAGUCAGAAGCUCAGAUUCACAUUGAAUCUAUUUGCACCUUGUUUAUUGAGGUAUUGUAUUUGUGUUUUUAUAUGUACACACACACACAAAGCACUUUUUAAAUGUUUUAUUUUUUUUGGAAGAUGUUCCACAUGAGCAGAGAAACGCUACCUCGUAAGGUUUUUGAAACGGAAUGAUUCAAAGGUUGCACGCAGCGUUAACACUUUGAAGUUGAUACAAUGUGCUUUAACUAUUUGUUUUCACAGGGCCAUUUGAUGAUGUGAAAUUUUGCUGAACUAUUAAUCCAUAUUUGAUUUCUUUAGGUGGCUGUCCCGCACAGAUCGGCAGGCUGCUGGUCUGGUCUUUGAGAUACCGUAUUCCCUCAAAUAGUGAGCCCCCCCCAAAGGUCUCCCUUUUUUGACAUGUAGGGAGUUAACUGAAAGCUAUUUGCAUUUUUCGAUUUGUUGCUCAUCAGAAGAGCAACCCUUUUUGCAACAUGUUAAAUCUCUUGGAUGAAUUAGUGAUGUCAAUACCCCCCCAAGCCACUAUAUGAGGAGUUACGGUAGUCAUGAAAUGCCUCAUUUCAAUGUUUUAACAAUGAUUUAAACUAUGGGUCAUCAAUUGUGCUAGUAACACACUUGAGCUUUGUUCCAAAUUUGUAGUCACAUCACCACAUCAAAAGUUGCUUUAAGAUGCACUGAACUAUCGGACGUAAUGUUUGUUAAAGCGAGACAAAUGUUAAAACAUUUGUUUGGUGGUUUCCUAAAUUUACGAUGAGUAUUUGACGCCCCGCUAAAAAUGGUCUUCGUUGUUAAAAGUAAGUGUCCCACAAAUGCCAAAGCAAUAUUAAACGCAACAUUCCAAAUAAAUAGCUUUGAUUUGAUUUUGAAAAUGCCAGUGCGAAUCAAAUAGGCAUUAGGAUGGACGCAUUUGAAAUGGCUUCCAAAUGAUUUGAUUUCCUUAACAGCAAUGGAGCAUUUCCUGGGCUUACAGCAGCCCCUCUCUCACUACUAACAACCCAGGCUCAACUUUGUGGCAUCUUGGAGUAUUAUGCAAAACUAAAAGCAGAUCGUUUAGCCACGUCAUUUUGCAUCUUUUCUCAUCAUCUCUUUUUGAUGUGAUGGCAUGCAUGGAAUGUUGACAACCCAAAAUCCCAAGUGAUGUUGAAGGCAGCUUCAUUAUUGGCAAUCAAACAGAAGCAUAAGAUGUGUUUUUCAUCUUGCAUUUUUUCCCCGGCCUAACCCUUCCUCACUUGAAUUUACGGCCUGUGGCCACAGGUGUCGCCGUUUCCUCGCCCUCCAAUAAUGUGACCUUUUCCCUCAGCCAUUUGCACUUUAGUCAUCUUAACCGUGCCGUGCCACUCGGUUGACAGACAGCAAAGCUUCGCCAGCCAGCCAGCCAGCCAGCCAGCACCUGGUGUGAAUCGACGAUGCACUUUUAAUCUUUCACUCCUUCCUUGGUUUCUUUCCUCCCUAUCUCCCUCCCUCGCUCGCUCGUCGUUGUCCUUGUUCAAGACUUGUAUUGAGCAGGGUGGCGGGCCCGCCGUGGAUGGCCACACUGGAUUUGGAGCAAGCCACUGAGCGAGCGCUUGACGCACGCACGCACGCACCUUUUGAUAUUCGGCGUUAGGGUGGUUGGAUUUUUUUCUUCUUCUUUUUUUGUGAACCGUAACACACACCUCACUUUGUGCAAAACCAACUCUGAAGCAUCCCAUUGCCAAAGCGGCUUGCUGUGUAUGUUCAAACUGUGAUGUUGUGACAUGCAAAACAUCAAAUCGAAUGUACCCAUUUUUGAAUUGUGGGGAUUUGGCUGUAGCCAAAGAUGUCUCUUUUUAAAACCAGAUGGGGAGAUUGUCAGUUUGAAAUAACAAAGUGGAAACAAAAGAAUUAAAAGGCUUUGACACAAGAA